Felis catus (domestic cat) is the source of this 3683-nucleotide messenger RNA. RefSeq names its product 5-phosphohydroxy-L-lysine phospho-lyase (gene PHYKPL). The record is from RefSeq and is a predicted model, not a curated record. Bases 354 to 1973 code for a protein of 539 amino acids. Gene Ontology annotation, cellular component: mitochondrion. The transcript is spliced from 10 exons. Gene Ontology annotation, molecular function: transaminase activity; pyridoxal phosphate binding. NCBI's taxonomy places the organism in Eukaryota, Metazoa, Chordata, Mammalia, Carnivora, Felidae.
GGGGGUCGUCUCCCAGGAAGCCUUAGAGAAAGCCUACCUGUAACCUGUGAGAGGGACUCUUGGUGGCACAUGGGGCUGACACCCAGCAGGGUAGCAGAGGCACUGGGCUGGCAAGGACCUUUAAGAGCUGAGCUCCAGCCACCUGCGAGGGUGCCCUCCCUCACACGCAUCCCAGCAAGGAAACCCUGCUCUAAGGAGCCCCCGUGGGUCUGGAGCUGCCGCCAUUCCUUGGGAUCCAAGGGAUUAAUGUGGGCACGUGCAGAAAUGAGCAAGGCCGCCUAGCCUUCACAUGACUUAAAUAAUUUCAGUUUUAGCAGCUUCUCACCCUAUCACUUCCUCCUUUCCAGCCACCUAUGGGUGAGGGACUGGAAGCAGGAAAGCACCACUGUGCCCUUAAAGUUUUGUCCCUCCCAGAAACUGGGGGGUUGUGGGGGGCAGGUGCUAUGGUGGGUGGACUUGUCCCUUCAGGUCUUCAGACAUGGCUGUCCACUUCUUACUGUCCCCACAGCGAUUCUUGCAGACUCUUUUAUCCUGAGGAUCCUAUUAAGAUUGUCCGGGGCCAAGGACAGUACUUGUAUGAUGAACAGGGUGCAGAAUACCUGGAUUGUGUCAACAAUGUGGCUCAUGUUGGGCACUGCCACCCUCUCGUGGUCCAAGCAGCGCACGAACAAAACCAGGUGCUGAACACCAACAGCCGGUACCUGCACGACAACAUCGUGGAUUAUGCACAGAGGCUAUCAGAGACCCUGCCGGAGAAGCUCUGUGUGUUUUAUUUCCUGAAUUCUGGGUCAGAAGCCAAUGACCUGGCCCUGAGGCUGGCCCGCCAGUACACGGGACAUUGGGACGUGGUGGUGUUAGACCAUGCUUAUCACGGUCACCUGAGCUCCCUGAUUGACAUCAGCCCCUACAAGUUCCGAGACCUGGAUGGCCAGAAGGAGUGGGUCCAUGUGGCACCUCUCCCAGACACCUACCGGGGUCUUUACCGGGAGGACCACCCCAAUCCGGCUGGGGCCUAUGCCAGCGAGGUGGAACGCGUGGUGAACAGCGUACAGGAAAAGGGCAGGAAGAUUGCAGCAUUCUUUGCAGAGUCUCUGCCCAGCGUGGGAGGACAGAUCAUCCCCCCUGCCGGCUUCUUCCAGGAAGUGGCAGAGCACAUCCACAGGGCCGGAGGGGUCUUUGUCGCAGAUGAGAUUCAAGUGGGCUUUGGCCGAGUGGGCCAGCACUUCUGGGCCUUCCAACUGCAAGGAGAAGACUUUGUCCCUGACAUCGUCACCAUGGGCAAGUCCAUCGGCAAUGGCCACCCCGUAGCCUGUGUGGCCACAACCCAAGCUGUGGCAAGGGCAUUUGAAGCCACCGGCGUCGAAUACUUCAACACGUUUGGAGGCAGCCCGGUGUCCUGCGCCGUGGGCCUGGCCGUCCUGGACGUCCUAGAGAAGGAACAGCUGCAGGCCCACGCCGCCUCAGUGGGCAGCUUCCUGAUGGAGCUCCUCAGACAGCAGAAAGCCAAACAUCCCAUCAUCGGGGACGUCAGGGGCACUGGGCUCUUCAUCGGUGUGGACCUGAUCAAAGAUGAGGCAACCAGGACACCAGCAACUGACGAGGCCAAUUACGUGGUGUCCAGGAUGAAGGAGAACUACAUUUUGCUGAGCACUGAUGGCCCAGGGAGGAACGUCCUCAAGUUUAAACCCCCGAUGUGCUUCAGUGUGGACAAUGCACGACAUGUGGUGGCCAAGAUGGAUGCCAUCCUGACAAGUAAGCUGGGAGCCCAAGGAGGGUCUCUAGAGCUCAACCUGCAGCCAAUAGCCAGGACAUUCCAGCCUGCCCAGGAAAGGGGCUCAACAGCAAGCCAGGAGUCUUUGAAGAGACGGAGGGAACAAGGAGCUGAGGUGUGGAGGGGUCCCGGAAACCCAAGCCACCCCUUUCCCUGGCUGUGCCUAGAGGGCCUUCCUGAGGAGCAAGUAGGCAGGAACUAGGGCACUCACCAUCCUGCCAGGGUGGCACUCAUGCAGACACGGGACAAGCUAACUACAAUGGAAAACCCCACCAUGGAUCAGUAAAACCAUGGAAGGUAGAUGGCAGGAACUUCGUGCCUUACUUGAAGGCUAGGGGACCCUCAGCUGCAGAGCUAUUGGAAUGAGAUUUGUAGCCAGGACUGAUUAAAUGCAAAAGGAGAUUCCUCUCCACAUUCCCAAUCCCACAGGAACAUCAAGGUCAGUCCAGGGUGUCCCCUAAGUGCACUUACAAAGCAAUCUAGAAUGCACUAAGGCAGUGCUGUGUGUGUAGGGCUGGGAGGAGCAACAGUGGGCAAAGUAGGCAAGAUCCCAUCUCCUGGUAGACAUGAAAGCAGCCCCACAGGUGGCCCCUCACCUCCCCCAGCAGACACAACUGGAGGUGGUGUGGGACCCGCCGUAGGGAGUGUAAUCAUGGGGAGCCCAGGGGAGGAGAGGCUGACUAGCUAGCUUAGCUUUUGUGUGUAGGGGGCGCUGCAGUUGAGCCUGAAGUCUCAGGAAAAAUGGCUUGGUGGCCCAUGUACAUGGGGCAAGGGGCCAGACAGGCUGGUGGGCUCGAUGUCCAGAAUAUCAACCAAGAAGCUUGGACACUAGAGAAAGGUUAACUUGUUUGGGUGCCUUUGUGAUGUUUUUCAGACAUGGAAGAAAAGGUGAGAAGUUGUGAGACACUGCGGCUCCAGCCCUGAGGCAGCCCUGUGGAGUGGUGUUCUUCUCUGGGUGAGUGGGCUUUGCUUCUCGAGACCCACACCUGGGUUCUUUGCCAUCAGCGGUGGCUCCUUCACUCAGAAAGCCAAAGCUUUCUCUUAACAUUUUGUUCCAAGUGAUGUUCCCUUCCCCCAGAUAGGCUUGAAACAAUGGGCCCUUUCCAGACACCCUGCCAGAAAAAUCUCCAAUACUUGCAUUUGAUAGCUGACAUGAGAAAGCAAGAGUAGCACUUUCCUCCUAGAAGUAGCCAGUUCCUUCUAGAAGUGAUGGAAAACAAAAUUCUUUUUUACCAGGCUUCAUCCAUCUAGGGCCCUAGCCCACUGCCGCCUAUUGCAGCCAGCUAGUCUCAGGCCUUAACAACCAGCCUGAUUGGGCGUCCCAAUCCAGGCAGCGGACCGGCUCUGCCAGGGCAGGGUGGGCUAUACUACACCACCCAGGAGGGGACCCUCGUGUCCAAAUCGAGCCGGCUCCUAUGACACUGCCUUGGUCUACGGGACCAUACUGUCCUCACUGGGAGACGGGAUCCUAUUUUCAUUGGCAGGGUAAGGAGAGAUGUCUGAAGGUGCCCCAACGUCCUGCUGCGCUGGGGCAUCCUUCACUGUACCACCUUCACUCCCUUGAACAGCUGCCUUCACUCUGAAUCACUGAACUUUUUUCUAGAAGGGCAGGGCCAGAUCAUUAAAAGCAGCUGAGCAGCAGUACCCUGUGGCUGACAGGCUAUGGCCGUGCCGGACAGGACUGCUGUUAGGUCACGGAGGGUACUGGAGCUUCGAAGGCUCAGGAGCACCUGGCCCUUCCCCGCUCUCCUCCACAGCACACCCCACACUCACCCAGGCUUUGGGGGUUUUUAAAUUUUUAUUUCAAAAGCUUGGAUAGCUUCAAUAUCCAGGUCGUGGCAAAAUCAGGACACGUGUAAAAUACCUUACAAUACAUUAGAUUCCCAAAAGGUACCAAAAAGUACAGUAAAAU